Molecule: messenger RNA, 1695 nt
Organism: Cydia strobilella
Lineage: Eukaryota; Metazoa; Arthropoda; Insecta; Lepidoptera; Tortricidae
Gene: Tango14
Product: dehydrodolichyl diphosphate synthase complex subunit NUS1
Exons: 2
Coding region: 162-923 (253 amino acids)
Cellular component (GO): dehydrodolichyl diphosphate synthase complex; endoplasmic reticulum membrane
Molecular function (GO): ditrans,polycis-polyprenyl diphosphate synthase [(2E,6E)-farnesyl diphosphate specific] activity
Source: RefSeq, a predicted model, not a curated record
CUGCAUUUACACUUUGAUGCUUUUGAUUGGUUACCUAGAAAAGCGGCUGACUAGCCGUGUGAUCUGUCCAAUUUUGCCGAAAAUUUCACGAAAAUAUUAAAAUGAUCAAAUAAAACAAGUGGUUAACAUUUAUUUAAAGGGCCCAAGUUAAUGCAUCGAAUAUGCUGUCGAGAUUCUUAGGAGAAUUUCUUUUAUUUCUCGUACAUUUGAUUGUAAACGUACUUGUUGCUGUUCAGAAUGUUUAUCACCAAUUUUGGGCUAAGAGGGAUGAUUUACCAACGUGUGAGCUGACGAAGAGGGACAUCAGUGUUGUCAUGGAACAUGUGCCAAGAUUGAGAAAGAAGUUGCAUCAUCUGGUAGUGCUGACUCACACGGAGUACCACUCUCUCAGCGAUCUAGCACGCGUAGUGAUCUGGAGUCUCGUGGCCGGGAUACCGUACGUCAGCUUGUAUGACGUCACAGGUAAUCUAAAGCAAGAUGAGGAGAAACUGUUUCAUAAGAUUGAACAGCACAAGAAAGGUGUUCCUGGCUAUAUUAAAUGGGCAAAUAAACCAGAUUUAAAUGGUUAUACCAAUGGUAUGAAUGCACACACAGUGAUUGUCAACAUUUUUAAUUCUUAUGAUGGAAGACCCAAAAUUGCACAAUGUGUGAGUCAAAUUGCUGCAGAGAGUAGUAGUAUAGAAAACUAUAAAGAACUUACAGUAGAAGAAUUGAAUUAUAGACUAAACCUCAUGUACCCUUCCAUUCCAGACCCAGAUUUAGUUAUUUAUACAGGACCAGUGUGCCGUACAAGUGGUCUUCUACCGUGGCAAAUUAGACUUACAGAAUUUAUACAGAUAUCGUUAGACCAUAGUGUAAAUGUUAAGAGUUAUAUAGGUGCUCUGUAUAAGUAUAAUAAAUGUGAUCAAAGAUUUGGUAAAUGAAAGUUUGUAACUAGUGCUAGGCCUAAGUGUUAUGGUUAGGUAAUUAUUUAUAAUUUUAACAUCCCGUAUAGCAAUUGAAAUAAAAUAUCACAAAUUCUGGUAACAAGGUAAAUUAUUAGAAAACUAUUUUAAACAACAAUGCAUGACCUUAUUGUUGUCAGUAAUACUAAGUUAAUGUGCAUUUAGAUUCAUUUCGGAGAAUUCAAUAGUACCUAAAUAGCCAUAUAAAAUUUAUUAUUUUAUACAGCUGUAUUAGCUAUUGAACAGUUGCCUUGCCAUCAGCUAUAUUGGAAUCGCCAGUGUUCAAAAAUAUCUCAACAAUCAGUUUUAAAAUGUUAGUGCAUGUUCACUGCUCAGUUAGUUUUGAGCUCCUUGGCUACUCUGAUAUAUCUGAUCGUGACUGUACUACUUGUUGUAUAUUGGUACCUAUGUAAAACAAUCAUUAUUAUUUAUUAGUCCCAUUAGCGUUCUACUACUUCCAACUUCAGUACUAGGUCAGUACUUGGUAUUGUUAACAAGUCAAACAACAUGUUAAGGCUAAAUUGGUAGGUAUCUUAUCUAUUUAUCUUGAAGAAGGUAAUGUUUGUAACUUCUGUAAGUUUCGUUAGUUUAGUUAGGACUUGUUAUUUACAGUGAACACUACUUGCAUAUGACUUAGACUUAAUUUUUGUAUCAACUGUGAUAUAAAUAGUUCAGCAACCAAUUUUACGUUUCCACAUAUAAAUAGCACAUUAUAUUAACAAAAAUAGCCAAAUAUAAAAGCUUAAUAACA